Molecule: messenger RNA, 1371 nt
Organism: Penicillium roqueforti
Lineage: Eukaryota; Fungi; Ascomycota; Eurotiomycetes; Eurotiales; Aspergillaceae
Exons: 2
Coding region: 1-1371 (456 amino acids)
Source: RefSeq, a predicted model, not a curated record
AUGCAACCAAAUCACUGCGACCUACUAGGUCAGGCGCGUGAGUCUAGAGCCGCAAGUCGGAUGACGCGCGAUGGCCAUCAGCCGCUUCGAGAUAACGGUCAGCCUCAGCCAUCGGGUGCGGCGCCCAUGAGAUCAGAGGAUUCUUGGAUCGACGUGUCCUCCCAACCCUCCUCUUCCUCCAUUUCCUCUGCUGCCACAAAUGAAGAUAUAAUUACAACCGGAUUACGGGUCGAGCAAAGAGGCGCGGGCGCAUAUCAGCGCCGCAGUCGCCGACGCCAUCUGCAACAUCUUGCCGCUAUUACCACUGCCCAGGCGGCCUAUGCGUCGCAGGAUGCCAGCCAAACCAGUAGCAGUCAAGAGGAAUAUGAGGAGAGCGAAAGCGAGUCUGAUCAUGUUCUCAGCAGCUCAAAUGAAGAUAUGACCCGCCCAAGGCUGCGAACUGCAUUAUCCGCGCACUCUGUACCCCUUUUCUCAGGUUCAGAUGCUGCCUCCAGCGAUGAUGAAGAUGAUAGUUCUACUGCCCUAGGGAUGGGAAUCAACACAUCACCUUUCGUACCUCAACCAAACAUAUUCACACACCCGCCAGCGACGUCGGAGCCUGGAUGGUCUGCACGGCGUCCACAAUCUAGUGUCCCGUCUGCCUCUACUCGCCGUACCGUUCCUCGAAGAGAAUCCUACCCCAACCCACGGUCAUCGCGGAGAUCUCCAUAUCAGCACAGCCCUUACAACAUGAUCUCCCCUUCCCAUCAUGCCGACCACGAUGCCGCCCUUCGUGCCAGUCUAUCCACACUUCUUUCGUGUGCGGCUGCCGCCAGAGGCCUUCCGAAGAAUGAUAGUCGACCAUCAGAUACCCCGGCGGCUCCCCCUGGAAGCGGACAACCUGCUUCAUUCCGACUAGUCGGCCCAUCAGUUGCCAUGGGAGAUGAUAGCAGCGACGAAGAGAGCCCAUCCUCGCCGCGCUAUCCAGAAUCAAGCCCGUCUAUAGGAGUACCACAGAGACGCGUAAGAGCACCGGCGGUAUCAGCUGACUCUGCCUCCAAAGCAAAGCGUCGUUCAAGUUCUCCCAAAGACCGCGGUGUUGCCUCGAAAAAGAGUCGUCGCGUGAGUAUGACGGAUCCAACAACGGCCAUGAGCCCCACGGUCAUGACAUGGGUCAUCAGCGCGGGUGUUGUCGUUCUAUUCUCCGCAAUCAGUUUUUCCGCGGGGUAUAUGAUUGGCCGUGAGGUUGGGCGAGCCGAGCUCGGAAUGGUGGGAGAUGGUGUUUCUACCCCUCGCCCCUCAGUGGGGUGUGGCCAGGAAGCGGUCCGCGGCGGGCUGCGAAAACUGCGCUGGGGAUCUGCGGCUGCAGGCUCAGCCAGUCUCGCAAUGUAA